AUGAAAGCGAAUUUCAAGUUUUCGAACUUAUGCGGUACUGUUUACAGACAGGGCAAUAUCGUAUUCACACCAGAUGGCAAUUCUGUACUCAGUCCUGUCGGAAAUCGUGUCUCAGUCUUUGAUCUCGUGAAUAACAAAUCACACACAUUUUCGUUCGAGAAUCGGAAAAAUAUCGCAGCAAUCGCACUCAGCCCUGAUGCCAAUGUGUUGAUCAGCGUAGACGAAGAUGGUCGCGCAUUGUUGGUGAACUUCCGUCGGGGCAUAGUGCUCCACCACUUCAACUUCCAAAAGCCUGUCAAGGCGAUCAAGUUCUCUCCGGACGGGAAGUACAUUGCUGCCACCCACGAUUCCCAUGUACAAGUUUGGCGUACCCCCAACCAUCUGGUCCGCGAGUUCGCACCAUUCAACCUCCAUCGGACAUACACGGGUCACCAUGGCGAGAUUCUUAGUAUUGAAUGGUCACCCGACUCGAAAUGCUUCAUCACGACAUCGCGGGACAUGACUGCCCGCCUAUUCACUCUUGACCCUGUGGAAGGCUUUCGGCCUAAAACAUUUGCUGGUCACAGGGAUAUUGUCCUUGGUGCAUACUUCUCCACAGACGCGAAGGCGAUAUAUACAGUCAGCAGAGACGGAGCUGUGUUCACCUGGAAGGCGAAGCCAUUACAGGAAAACUUUGACAGUGGUGAAGAAGAGCCAGUGGCUUCGACGUCAAGUGGGUCCUUCAAUGAAAUUGCGAAAACUCGUUGGGGAGUGCAAACUAGGCACUACUUCCGCCUGCCCAACACAAGAGUAGUUUGCAGCACAUUCCAUCGCGGUGCCAACUUGCUGGUGGUCGGGUUCUCCUCGGGCGUCUUUGGCCUAUGGGAGCUUCCGUCAUUCUCCAACCUUCACACACUCAGUAUCUCUCAAGAGAAAAUCUCCGCCGUCGCCGUCAAUCCCUCGGGAGAGUGGCUUGCGUUCGGCGCUCGGGGACUUGGGCAGCUGUUAGUAUGGGAAUGGCAGUCACAAUCAUACGUGCUGAAACAGCAAGGACACUUCUCGACGAUGAACACACUCGCGUAUGCUCCAGACGGGCAGCAUAUUGCGACUGGUGGCGAUGAUGGGAAGGUUAAAGUCUGGAACAGUGCGUCCGGCUUUUGCUUCGUGACGUUCUCGGAGCAUACCGCAGCCGUGAGUGCGGUCGAUUUCGCCAAAGCUGGGCAGGUACUCUUCUCUGCGUCUCUUGAUGGUACCGUGCGUGCUUUCGAUCUUGUCCGGUAUCGAAACUUCCGAACCUUUACCUCACCCGCACCCGCGCAAUUCUCCUGCCUCGCUGUUGACCCUAGCGGUGAAGUUGUUGCCGCUGGCUCCGCCGACACCUUUGAGGUCUUCCUCUGGUCCGUGCAGACCGGUCGGCUGCUGGACGUCUUGUCUGGGCACACAGCGCCCGUGAGUUCCCUUGCAUUCUCUCCGGCAGGAAACAUUCUGGCGAGCGGGUCGUGGGACCACACCGUCCGGCUGUGGACAGUCUUUGGGCGCUCGCACAAUGUUGAUCCCUUUCAGCUGUCGGCUGAUGUUCUUGCUCUUGCGUUCCGACCAGAUGGGAAGGAGCUAGUCGCGGCGUCACUUGACGGCCAGCUCGUGUUUUUGGAUGUCAAUGAAGGCAGGCAGACUGGCUCCAUUGAUGCCCGGCGCGAUGCCAAGGGUGGCCGACAUGCAGGGGACCUCACCACUGCAGCCAAUGCCAAUGGAGUGCACUCGAGCAUAGUAUACACGGCCGACGGCCGGUGUGUGCUCGCAGGUGGCCGUAGUCCCCACAUCGCGCUCUACGACGUGCGCGAGGGCGUCCUUCUCAAACAGUUCCGGACGUCGGAGAACUUGAGCCUCGACGGGACGCAAGACUUCCUCGACAGCCGGCGCCUGACGGACGCGGGGAACCUUGACUUGAUUGACGCGCGGGGAGAGAACAGCGACCUGGAGGAUCGUAGGGACGACGAGCUGCCGGGCGCGCGGAGGGGCGACAUGGCACGCAGGCGGUACCGCGCGGAGGUGCGCACGACGUGUGUGCGGUUCGCGCCGACGGGGCGCUCAUGGGCGGCCUCUACGACGGAGGGGCUCCUCAUUUACUCGCUUGACGAAGGCGCCGCGUUCGACCCAGUGGACCUCGCGCUUGAGGUCACCCCGCAAGCUGUAAUCAGUGCGCUAGCGGCGCAAACGUUCCUACCGGCGCUGGUCCUCGCUUUCCGGCUCAAUGAGCGCGCGCUCGUCCAGCGGGUGUUUGCAGCUGUCCCAAGGGAUGAUAUCAGGCUUGUUGUGAAGGGCCUGCCGAAGGUGUAUGUGAGCGCACUCUUGCAGUGUGUUGCGGAGAGCCUUGAGCAUGGACCGCAUCUGGAGUUCGGGCUCGUAUGGGUACAGGCAGUAUUGGGAACGCAUGGGCGAUACCUGAAGGAUCGGGCAGGUGAGAAUGCGGGUGUGCUGCGGACGCUGUGGAAAGCGCUAGUAGACUGCGAAGGGCUCAUCUCGAAACUUUGCGGGGAGAACGGCGCCACCCUAGCAUAUCUUGUUGACCAAAUGCAGGUGAAGCAGGCAGCGCAGUUGGAGGAUGCCGAGAUGCAGGAGGGCUGA
Sparassis crispa is the source of this 2604-nucleotide messenger RNA. Its product is annotated as Periodic tryptophan protein 2 homolog. Gene Ontology annotation, cellular component: Pwp2p-containing subcomplex of 90S preribosome; small-subunit processome. The record is from RefSeq and is a predicted model, not a curated record. Gene Ontology annotation, molecular function: protein binding. The transcript is spliced from 8 exons. Bases 1 to 2604 code for a protein of 867 amino acids. NCBI's taxonomy places the organism in Eukaryota, Fungi, Basidiomycota, Agaricomycetes, Polyporales, Sparassidaceae. Gene Ontology annotation, biological process: maturation of SSU-rRNA from tricistronic rRNA transcript (SSU-rRNA, 5.8S rRNA, LSU-rRNA); ribosomal small subunit assembly.